AUGGGCAGCCCUCUCUCAAAGCCAGCUUGCUCACUAGAGACUGAAGUCUCCGAGCUAGCUCUUGCAACCGACUUCCUUGAUGAGGGCGACUCUGUUCUGAUCUUGCGGCAAGGUUGUGGCGCUGUAGCUCCCGGCAAGAACAUCACUUCGCCGAAUACCGACACCAAACUCAACGGGUGUUUUACAGUGCCUACUGAAAAGAGUGACCUCUUGGUUGCUGUUCGGAUCUCUACUUACCACUGCGGAAUCAAGACUGGUGUGGUACGCUGCUUCGAUGUCAACAUGACGACCACGAUCGAGGAGGUUUUAAAGAAAUUCUGCAAGAUCAACGACAAACCUGAAGAUUAUUACACGAUUUUUGCCCAUGGAUAUCCAAUCGAUGGCGCCCAAACCUUGGCUAUGCAGACAGAAGUCGCAGACGUGCCUAUGAUCAACUUGAGGGCGGUCGUAACUGAACAUCUCCAUAAGGACGCACCCGUUCUUCCGACGAUUUCUUCUGAGCAGAGACACUCGUUGCAGAUUCGAGUUACGCAAACACUCAUGAACCGGUACUUCCAGGAAAAGACGAACAUGGAAAUUCACGAGCUGAACAGACAGCGCGGAUCGGACGCCGACUCAGAUGGCUUCCAUACUGUUUGGAUCACAGUACACGAUACACAGGCAAAUGGAAAGUGCACUUAUAGCCAUGUAUUCUUCAGGAUCAACAAGGACGUCAAGCUCUGGGUAUUGGCUCGAUCCCUAUGCCAUGCUGUGAAGAAGCCAGCCGGACACUAUGUCAUUUUCUAUGACGCCUUUUUGAUCCGGUCGACUGAAACACUGACAACGUUCCCACUCGCAUGGAACAAGAAGAAUCGCAUCGGGAUUCAUGCGUUCCCUCGGCAGGUUGUGAAGCUGAUGGUGGACAAUCUGGUAGAUGACCAGAUUACGCGCAACAACUUUUGGUCACAACAAGGUAUUUUGGAGCAUUUGCGCGCCAAUCGCAGAGAAGACUAGAUUCCCGUGUGCUCAGAUUCUUCUCGAGAUGUGUGCCUAGGCCGGGUUACACUUACAAGUAAUCAUUUCUUUAUCUCAAGCGGAACGUGCAAACCAUUCAAGCGGUAUAUCUGAGGAUAUAGAAGACAAGAUAACACCGCCAUAUCAGCAAUGUUGAGGUUCUGAAGUUUGGUGGGUGAGAUAGACGGAUUGGCUGAAUCUGUCAAUGGUGGUCGAGGUGGCACAAGGGCUUGACGCUAGAUGGUCGCACCCAAACUUCCCUCUUUUGGCUGUAAUAUGGUCUCUCUAAAU
Messenger RNA from Pyricularia oryzae 70-15, 1284 nucleotides. RefSeq lists its product as uncharacterized. The transcript has 3 exons. The record is from RefSeq and is a predicted model, not a curated record. NCBI's taxonomy places the organism in Eukaryota, Fungi, Ascomycota, Sordariomycetes, Magnaporthales, Pyriculariaceae. The coding region runs from base 1 to 993 and encodes 330 amino acids.